Erigeron canadensis is the source of this 6600-nucleotide messenger RNA. RefSeq names its product protein TIC236, chloroplastic. Gene Ontology annotation, biological process: protein secretion. The transcript is spliced from 25 exons. Gene Ontology annotation, cellular component: plasma membrane. Bases 279 to 6452 code for a protein of 2057 amino acids. The record is from RefSeq and is a predicted model, not a curated record. NCBI's taxonomy places the organism in Eukaryota, Viridiplantae, Streptophyta, Magnoliopsida, Asterales, Asteraceae.
GAGUACAAAAUCAUUUUCUUCCAUCAUCGUUGUUCAAAUUGAUUCCCUCACGCCACUUUUCCGCUGCCGUACGCCGCCCACAACCAUCACCGGAAAUUCUAUCUGUUCAUAUUAAUUUCAUUUCCAACCGCUAACAAUGUCUACUUUCAUUCAACCAGGAUUUGAUGGUUUACGCUAGUUACAAUUGCUAGUAUCUGUUACGGGGGGCUAAGAGUAAGUUCUUGGUCCCCCAAUAGUUGACUCGCUAGUUAUAUCAUGAAUAUUUCUGUGUGAAGAUAAUGAGCACUAGACUUCAUAAUCCAUUUAUCGGGGUAUCUUUCCAAAGCUCGUUUAAGCCUAAAAACACUGAAUUUGGUAAAUCGCCCAGAAAAGCGUGUUAUAAAUUUGUUCCACGUGCCAAGAAAAAUGACUGGAUAUCUCAUGGAAUACGGUUUUCACAAUCUUGUGGAGAAAAUGUUGAGAUCUUAUGGAAGAAUAUAGGAUUAAGAAGUGGUUUUGUGGUGAAAUCUGUGAAAGAACCUUUUACUAGAAAUAAGAGUACUCUCGUUAGGUCGUUGUCUACUGUCUGGGAGGAAGGUUUACUUGUAUUUAGGUGUUCUGUUUUUUUUGCUGUGAUAUCCGGGGUGUGCUUGUUGUUAUGGUAUGGCCAGCUAAAAGCCAAAACAUUGGUAGAAUCUAAGCUGUUACCAUCAGUCUGCGCUGCAUUAAGCGACUAUAUCCAACGUGAUCUUCAUUUUGGUAAAGUUAGAAGGAUUUCUCCGUUAAGCAUUACAUUGGAGUCCUGCUCAAUAGGGCCUCAUAGGGAAGAAUUCUCUUGCGGCGAUGUCCCCACUCUUAAAUUACGUGUUCACCCCUUUGCGAGUUUAAAGAGGGGAAAAAUUGUAAUCGAUGCUGUUUUGUCUAAUCCUACUUUGCUGGUUGCGCAAAAGAGAGAUUAUACUUGGUUAGGGAUACCGUUUUCUGAUGGAGUCGUGCAAAAGCAUUUGUCCACCGAAGAAGGUAUUGAUUAUCGUACAAAAACCAGGAGGAUUGCUAGAGAGCAAACAGCAGCCCGAAUGGAUAGAGAUAGAGACGAUGCAGCUCGAGAGGCUGCUAAAAUGGGAUAUAUUGUUUCCUAUAAAGGUUCUAAUGAAAUGGAAGGCAUUGAUGUUGUGAAGAAAAGCAGUGUGAAUUCAUCAGGAUCGUCGACAUCUGAGUUAGUUUUUUCUGUGGAUGAGAAAUUCCGUUGGCAGGAUCACCACUGCAUGGAUGCUGGUGUAGAGUAUGAUAUGAAGCACGCAGAUUUAGAAAAAUCGUUUGGAGUAAAUAUACCUAUUGCAGGGGUGAAAUUUUGGUCACGAAUUAUGUCUGGACCUUUAAAGCGUGAGAGAAGGAAGGUUAACGGGAGAGAUAUGUUUGCUUCUGGUAUAUCAGCCAAAAGAAGAAUUUUGGAGCACAGUGCAUCGGCAGUGCAUGCAUACUUCAUGGAUCAUAGUCUAGCUGACAAGAAAGAUAAUCAUAUUGAGGAACUGGACGCCAGGGUUGAUUCUGAUGAUCAUAAGAUAGAGAAUGCUUCUCCUUCUCUAGUUGCCUCAGAAGUGUCAGAAUUAGAGAGGAAUGAAGAUUUAGGGAGAAAAUUCCCCCUGGAAGAUAAAACUAUGGAUACCAAGCAGCAGUUGAGCCCAUCUUCUCAAGGUUCAACUUACAAAGACGAGAGGGGUAUGGGAGAUCUCUGGUCAUCCUUAAUUGCUGGGCCCAUCCAGAGGAUGAAGUCACAGGUUGUCCCGAAAGUUGAAGGUAUUGCUGGUGAAUUUGUUGAAGCGGUUAAUGGAGAAAAAGCGGCAGGAGUUGAGAAAACGGUUCCCAUUACUCUCGAUUCUGUCCAUUUUAAAGGUGGAACAUUACUGUUACUUGCAUAUGGUGAUAAUGAGCCCAGAGAAAUGGAGAAUGCAAGUGGACAUGUUAAGUUCCAAGAUAAUUACAGCCGUGUGCAUGUACAAUUGAGUGGUAAUUGUAAGAUGUGGAGAUCGGAUGUAACAUCUGAAGAUGGUGGCUGGUUGUCUACAGAUGUUUUUGUGGAUAUAGCGGAACAGAAGUGGCACGCCAAUCUUAAAGUUGUGAAUCUCUUUGCUCCGCUCUUUGAAAGAAUUUUAGAAAUUCCUAUUGCAUUUUAUGAAGGAAGAGCCAGCGGUGAGGUUCACAUAUGCAUGUCCCAAGGAGAAAGUUUCCCCAAUCUCCAUGGGCAGCUUGACGUGACGGGGUUGACUUUUCAGAUAUCUGAUGCUCCGUCAUCAUUUUCUGAUGUAUCUGCAAGCUUAUGUUUCCGGGCUCAACGUCUAUUUCUACACAAUGCUAGUGGUUGGUUUGGCAAGGUUCCGCUAGAAGCCUCGGGAGAUUUUGGAAUUGAACCAGAGGAAGGAGAAUUCCACCUUAUGUGUCAGGUCCCUUCUGUGGAAGUAAAUGCUCUCAUGAAAAGUUUCAAAAUGAAACCUUUGCUGUUUCCGUUGGCAGGGUCUGUAACAGCUGUUUUCAAUUGUCAAGGCCCUUUGGAUGCUCCUGUAUUUGUGGGUAGUGGACUUGUCUCAAGAAAGAUGUCUAAUUCGGUUGCUGAUGUUCCUACAUCAGCUGCAUAUGAGGCAAUCAUGAAAAAUAAAGAGGCUGGUGCAGUGGCAGCAUUUGACAGAGUUCCACUCUCUUAUGUAUCAGCCAAUUUUACAUUCAAUACUGAUAAUUGUGUUGCAGAUUUAUAUGGAAUCAGAGCAAGUCUUGUCGAUGGUGGUGAGAUUCGCGGGGCGGGGAAUGCAUGGAUUUGUCCAGAGGGGGAGGUUGAUGACACAGCAAUGGACGUCAAUUUUUCUGGGAGUUUAUGCUUUGAUAAAAUAAUGGAUCAAUAUAUUCCUGGUUAUAAUCAUCUUGUACCCUUUAAAUUAGGGGAUUUGAAUGGAGAAACAAAACUCUCGGGCUCAUUGCUCAAACCGAGAUUCGACAUCAAGUGGACAGCGCCAAAAGCUGAAGGGUCAUUUGGAGAUGCCCGAGGCGAUAUGAUUAUAUCACAUGAAUUCAUCACCAUUAGUUCUUCAUCCAUUGCUUUUGAAUUACUUACAAAGGUUCAAACCUCAUAUCCAGAUGAAAGCUGGAUAAAUAAGGAAGAGUUCGAUGUAAGACCUGCCAUGCCUGUGAUUGUAGAGGGAGUAGAAUUGGAUCUACGCAUGCGCGGUUUUGAGUUUUUCAACGUGGUUUCCUCGUAUGCAUUUGAUUCUCUACGUCCGAUUCAUCUAAAAGCAACUGGCCGGAUCAGGUUUCAAGGAAAAGUUGUUAAGCCUACUACCAUUGUAGAUGAACAAGAUACUGAGGAGUCAAAGAUUCUUGCUGGUGAUGUUUCAAUCACAGGUCUUAAACUAAAUCAGUUAUUGCUUGCGCCCCAGCUAGCUGGAGUACUUCACAUCUCGCCUGCGUGUAUUAAGUUGGAUGCAACUGGUAGGCCAGAUGAAAGUCUUGCAGUGGAAGUUAUCGGGCCACUGCCAUCUAUCUCUGAGGACAACAUAACUGGUAACAUGAUGUCCUUUUCUCUUCAAAAAGGGCAGUUAAGGGCCAACGUUUGCUAUCAGCCUUUUCAGUCGGCCAACCUAGAGGUUCGGCAUUUACCACUUGAUGAACUGGAGCUGGCUUCACUAAGAGGAACACUACAAAGGGCAGAACUGCAACUAAAUUUUCAGAAAAGAAGAGGUCAUGGGAUUUUAUCUCUGCUCCGUCCAAAAUUCAGUGGUGUGUUAGGAGAAGCUCUGGACGUGGCUGCUAGGUGGAGCGGUGAUGUUAUCACUGUUGAAAAGGCUGUUUUGGAACAAACCAAUAGCCAGUAUGAGCUUCAAGGUGAAUAUGUAUUGCCUGGUUCACGAGAUGGAAAAAAAGAAAGAGGCAACUUACUAAGAAGAGCGAUGGCUGGUCAUCUUGGGAGUGUCAUAUCUUCUAUGGGUCGAUGGAGAAUGAGGCUCGAGGUUCCUCGUGCUGAAAUUGCUGAGAUGCUUCCACUUGCUAGGCUUGUUUCUCGAAGUACUGAUCCAGCUCUACAGUUUAGAUCAAAGGAUCUAUUUAUGCAAAGCAUACAAUCGGUGGGGAUUCACGCCGAAAAUCUCCAUAGGCUUCUUGAGGAAAUACGUGGACAUUCUAAUCCAUCAGAUGAAGUUAUUCUGGAAGACUUGAGCCUUCCUGGUUUAGCUGAGCUUAAAGGUCGUUGGCGUGGAUCUUUGGAUGCAAGUGGCGGAGGCAAUGGUGACACAAUGGCAGAAUUUGAUUUCCAAGGGGAGGAAUGGGAAUGGGGAACCUAUAAGACUCAGCGUGUCCUAGCGGCUGGUGCAUACAGCAACGAUGAUGGUUUGCGCCUUGAGAAAAUGUUCAUUCAAAGGGAUAAUGCCACAAUCCAUGCUGAUGGAACUUUGUUGGGUCCAAAAACUAAUUUGCAUUUUGCGGUCCUUAAUUUUCCGGUUAGUCUGGUUCCUACACUCGUGCAGGUUCUAGAAUCAUCCGCCAAUGAAGCUGUUCAUUCAUUGAGACAACUUUUGGCUCCAAUAAAAGGCAUACUUCACAUGGAAGGAGAUCUAAGAGGAAGUCUUGCCAAGCCUGAAUGUGAUGUCCAAGUAAGACUCCUUGAUGGUGCCAUUGGCGGCAUUGACCUUGGACGGGCUGAAAUUGUUGCUUCUUUGACAUCAACUAGCCGUUUUUUGUUUAAUGCAAAGUGUGAACCCGUCAUACAAAAUGGUCAUGUACAUAUUCAAGGAAGUGUCCCUGUGAAUAUAGUUCAAGAUGAAGAAUAUCUUGAAAAAGAUAAAAGUGAAGCAAGUUGGGCUCCCGGUUGGGCUAAAGGGAAAAAUGGAUCUAUAGAUGAAAGUAAUGACAAGAAAGCAUCUUGGAAUGAAGAAGGUUGGGAUACUCAGUUGGCAGAGAGUCUUAAAGGUUUGCACUGGAAUGUGUUAGAUGCUGGUGAAGUUAGGGUUGAUGCUGAUGUUAAAGAUGGUGGCAUGAUGUUGCUAACUGCAUUGUCUCCUUAUGCAAACUGGCUCAAUGGGAGUGCUGAAGUUAUGCUUAAGGUGAGAGGUACUGUUGAGCAGCCAAUGCUCGACGGAUCUGCGUCUUUUCACAGGGCAACAAUAUCUUCGCCUAUUCUUCGGAAACCGCUAACAAACUUUGGGGGUAUAAUUGUCAUGGAUUCUAAUAGGUUAUGCAUCAGAUCUUUGGAAAGUAGGGUUAGCAGAAAAGGGAAGCUAUCGGUAAAAGGUAAUCUACCCCUGAGGACAACAGAAGCAUCACUUGCGGAUAAAAUUGACUUAAAAUGUGAAAACUUAGAAGUUCGAGCGAAGUAUACGUUAAGUGGUCAGGUGGACACUCAACUGCAGAUAACAGGCUCGAUUCUGCAACCUAAUAUAUCUGGGAACAUCAAGCUGAGUCACGGAGAAGCUUAUCUACCUCAUGAAAAAGGUGGAGGGGCUGCUGCUAUCAACCAAGAAAUAUCAGAUAGUUCAAGCAUGCCAAGCGGGGAUUACAAUCAAGUAGUUGCAUCGAAAUAUGUUUCACGGUUCUUAAAUUUAAAACCAGCUACUAUAAAUACUUCAUCUCAGCAACCUUCAGAUAAAGAGGCUGAAGUUGUAAAAAAAGGAACGGGACAAGUAAAUACCAAACCGAAGCUAGAUAUUCGGCUGACAAACUUGAAGCUGGUUCUUGGUCCCGAGUUGAGGAUAGUUUAUCCUAUUCUCAACUUUGCUGUUAGUGGCGAGCUUGAAUUGAAUGGUAUUGCUCACCCCAAGUUAUUAAAACCCAAAGGUGUUUUAACGUUUGAGAAUGGUGAUGUGAUCCUAGUUGCAACACAGGUGAGGCUGAAGCGAGAGCAUCUGAAUACAGCCAAGUUUGAGGCUGAUUAUGGAUUAGAUCCAAUGUUGGACUUGGCUUUGGUUGGGUCAGAGUGGCAGUUCAGGAUUCAAAGUCGAGCAACUAAAUGGCAGGACAACUUGGUCGUCACAUCCACACGUUCUGUCGAACAGGACGUUCUCUCACCCUCUGAGGCUGCUAGAGUGUUCGAGAGUCAACUUGCAGAAUCUAUCUUAGAAGGGGAUGGUCAACUGGCAUUUAAAAAGCUUGCAACAGCGACACUUGAGACACUAAUGCCAAGAAUAGAAGGGAAGGGUGAAUUUGGACAUGCAAGAUGGAGGCUUGUUUACGCGCCACAGAUUCCUAGCUUGCUUUCUGUUGAUCCAACGGUUGAUCCCCUUAAAUCGAUAGCUAGCAAUAUUUCUUUUGGCACAGAGGUAGAAGUCCAGUUGGGGAAACGCCUUCAGGCCUCUGUGGUGAGACAGAUGAAGGAUUCGGAGAUGGCAAUGCAAUGGACAUUGAUCUACCAGCUAACAAGCAGAUUACGCCUCCUUUUGCAGUCGGCUCCAUACAAGCGUAUGCUUUUUGAAUAUUCUACUACAUCACAAGAUUGACUAGGUAGUUUUUAAUCUGUGUAAAAAGGGAGCGUCUUUAUGUUAUCUUUUUUCACUUUCAUUCUUCACAAAGGUUUCAUCCCUAAAAUAUGACUAAGGGAGAUGAAGUGUAAAAUUUUGUGCAUAUGCUAUUAUUCUUUGGUUCAAA